UGUGUAUACAGUACAUGAUGUUAACGCUGUGUGUGUGUGUGUGUCUGCAGAAGACGAAGAUCUCGACGUAUGAUAAGAUGUGGGAGUUCAUGAACAGCAGGCGUCAGUCGGUGAUGGUGCAGAGUGUGGAGGAGGGCAUCGAGCGCGUGCUCACGUCUGACUACGCCUUCCUCAUGGAGUCCACCGCCAUCGAGUUCGUCACGCAGAGGAACUGCAACCUCACACAGGUCGGAGGACUCAUCGACUCCAAGGCCUACGGCGUCGGGACACCCAUGGGCUCCCCAUACCGGGACAAGAUCACGAUCGCCAUCCUGCAGCUCCAGGAGGAGGGAAAGCUGCACAUGAUGAAGGAGAAAUGGUGGCGGGGAAACGGCUGCCCGGAGGAGGAGAGUAAAGAGGCCAGCGCUCUGGGUGUCCAGAACAUCGGCGGCAUCUUCAUUGUGCUCGCCGCCGGGCUCGUGCUGUCCGUGUUCGUGGCCGUCGGAGAGGUGCUCUACAAGUCAAAGCAGAAUGCGCACAUACAGAAGCGCUCGUUCUGCAGUGCGAUGGUGGAGGAGCUCCGGGUGUCUCUGAAAUGUCAGCGGCGAAGGAAACAGAAGCCUCAGCCUCCCGCCAUCGUCAAGACUGAGGAGGUGAUUAACAUGCACACGUUCAAUGACAGGAGGCUCCCGGGGAAAGAGACCAUGGCCUGAGCGCUCCUGCAGGACUCCUGCCACUCUCGUCCAGAUGACGGACACUAAGAUGUUUCCUGUGGAAAUCCAGCGGUCCAGAACCACGGAGUCUUCGGUCCCGAACAGCGGAGGCGCUCGGACACACACUCCUCAUCAACGCUGCUGGUUUGGGUUUCUCUAUGAACGACGUGUAGGAUGCUGUCAGUGACUGCGUUUACAUGGACAUCAAAGUAUGUAGCUUAAAGGGGACCUAUUAUGCUGAAAUCACUUUAAAGGGUAACAAUGUGUGAAUAUAACCAGCUUCUAAUGGUCAAAAUUACGCACGUGUCAUCAGAGGGGGAAAGCCCCGCUCACUAGUGACUCCCUUAUUAGCAUAAUCGACCCUGAGUGAGAAGCAGCCGUCUGUCCAUUAGCCAUUAGAGCGUUUGAGCUGCUGAAGAUAAUGUCAGCAUCGAGCAGGGCUAUUCAAUUAGUU
This is a messenger RNA of Danio rerio (zebrafish), 1146 nucleotides long. NCBI's taxonomy places the organism in Eukaryota, Metazoa, Chordata, Actinopteri, Cypriniformes, Danionidae. The record is from RefSeq and is a predicted model, not a curated record.